AUGUCCGGAACCGGUGAGAACGGAGCGAUGAACACGAACACGAACACGAACUCGAACCCGACGACUGUCGAAGUACGGCGAACGAUCUCUCCCUACGAUCUCACCGCCGCUGACAACCCUGGUGCUGUCAUCUCUCAUCCUUUGUUGAAGGGGAUGAACUAUGAAGAAUGGGCAUGUGGUCUCAAAACCGCUCUUUGCUCGAGCAAGAAGUUUGGUUUCCUUGAUGGCUCCAUCACUCGUCCGGCGGAGGGUUCUCGAGAUCUUGAAGAUUGGUGGACCAUUCAGGCGUUGUUGGUCUCUUGGAUUCGCAUGACCAUUGAUUCAUCUCUGUGUUCCAACAUUUCACAUCGGAACGUCGCCAAGGAUCUGUGGGAUCAUCUGAAGAAGCGUUUCUCGGUGACUAAUGGACCUCGUGUCCAACAACUGAAGGCUGAGCUUGCUUGUUGCAAGCAACAAGGUCUUGCGAUUGAAGCCUAUUAUGGCAAGUUGAAUCGCAUAUGGGAUAGCAUGGCUAAUCAUCGGCCAUUGCGUCUCUGUAAAUGCGGUAAGUGUGAAUGCAAUCUGAUGGCAUUACAAGAGCAAGACCGUGAGGAAGAUAAAGUCCAUGAGUUUCUUGCGGGUCUUGAUGAUGGUUUCCAAACGGUACGCUCGAGCCUGGUAUCUCGUAUACCAAUACAACCUAUGGAAGAGGUUUACAAUGUGGUUCGCCAAGAGGAAGAUCUUCGUGUCAAUGUCCACAAGGGUGAAGCGGUUGCUGAAGUCUCCGCAUAUGCGGCUCAUCAACGACCUCGUUCUCUCUCCUCUCCCCUACCUAAUGAUGUCGCCAUCGUCUGCAAACACUGUAACCGCAACGGUCAUUCUUCUGACAGCUGUUUUGCGGUGGUUGGAUACCUUGAAUGGUGGGGCGAUCGUCCUCGCAGUCAUCUUGCUCCAGGUAAAGGACGUGGCUCUACUCCAUCUCCUAAACCUCGCAGUGUGAGCUAUGCGAACGUGGUUCAUGUUCCGCCGGUUGCUCCUGAGGAACAUGUGAACUAUGUGAUCACCGAGAAAGAUCGCGAUGGUGUGAGGGGACUCAGUGAUGUCCAGUGGCAAAAUCUGGUGAAGCUUCUGAACGGACGAUCCAAUGGUGGUGCUAGUUCAAGCAGUGAAAAACUCUCCGGUAAGUGCUCUGUUUCUUGGAUAUUAGAUACAGGAGCUUCUCACCACUUAACCGGAAAUUUUGAUAUCCUUGAAAGUGUACGCAAUAUGGAACCAGUUUUAGUAAUCUUGGCUGAUGGUCGCCAACGCAUAGCUUGUCAAGAGGGCACAGUUGUGAUAGGUCCAAAUCUGGUUUUGAAAUCGGUUUUCUUUGUCGAACAUUUACAAUCGGAUCUUAUUUCAGUGGGACAGUUGAUGGAUGAGAACCAUUGUGUUGUUCAAAUGGCUGAUCAGUUUCUUGUAAUUCAGGACCGCGCUUCGAGGACGAUGAUUGGAGCGGGUAAGCGUGAGCGUGGAACUUUCCGCUUUUGCAGAAUGGAGUUUGUUGCCUCAGUCACCACACAGGAGGUUCAAACCUAUGAGUUGUGGCAUCACAUGAUGGGACAUCUGUCUGCUUAA
This is a messenger RNA of Camelina sativa (false flax), 1596 nucleotides long. The record is from RefSeq and is a predicted model, not a curated record. NCBI's taxonomy places the organism in Eukaryota, Viridiplantae, Streptophyta, Magnoliopsida, Brassicales, Brassicaceae.